Cylicocyclus nassatus is the source of this 960-nucleotide messenger RNA. NCBI's taxonomy places the organism in Eukaryota, Metazoa, Nematoda, Chromadorea, Rhabditida, Strongylidae. The record is from the annotation of a GenBank genome assembly.
UUAUUCGAACACCCGUAAGUACUCACUGAUCUAAAUCGUCCACCUUAGCCCGCAAUGGUUCGAAUUCACCAUUCUCAAAAUGUUGCUCGAACCUACAAGCUGUUCGAGCAAAGAAUGCUGGCCGCAAGUUCUGCACGUAAUAUGAUGCAAUACAGUGAGGAUACCAUCAAACAGCUCACACCCGAAGAAGUAGAUGAAUUUCGAGAGGCAUUCAUGAUGUUCGACAAAGAUGGCAAUGGUACGAUAUCGACUAAAGAACUUGGAAUUGCAAUGCGAUCUCUAGGACAAAAUCCAACUGAACAGGAAAUCCAAGAAAUGAUCAAUGAAGUCGAUUUGGAUGGUAACGGCCAGAUCGAGUUCCCAGAGUUCUGUGUGAUGAUGAAGCGAAUGAUGAAGGAAACCGAUUCCGAAAUGAUUCGUGAAGCUUUCCGGGUAUUCGACAAAGACGGGAAUGGAGUGAUUACCGCUCAAGAGUUCCGAUAUUUCAUGAUACACAUGGGUAUGCAGUUUUCCGAGGAAGAAGUAGACGAAAUGAUCCGAGAAGUUGAUGUCGAUGGUGACGGUGAGAUCGACUACGAAGAAUUCGUGAAGAUGAUGUCUGAACGAUAAAUGCGCAUAUCAGUGUAUGAUCGAAUUUGCUCCUACGAUAAUCGUAGAUUCAAUGCUCCACGGAAUAUUUCCGUUCCCAUUUUCCCAAUUUUUUUAUUGAAAUUUCCUUCGACAAGUGUUGUGUUCAUUUUCUUUCUGUUUGGCAGAACGACAGUGGUCCUUCAGGGCCAUGUCAUUCUCUAGACAUGAAGACUGAGUGAUUUUCUCAUUCCCUUUGAACUUCGCACAUACAUUCCCCCGUCUCUAACGCUAGUACAUAUUGAAACUAUUGUUUGUGUGUUUUUCUUCACCUCUUGUCCAACAAAUGAGGCGAUUAUCGUCUGUACUGUUCACUUUUGUGUGAAUUCUUCU